Funneliformis mosseae is the source of this 624-nucleotide messenger RNA. The record is from the annotation of a GenBank genome assembly. Lineage: Eukaryota; Fungi; Glomeromycota; Glomeromycetes; Glomerales; Glomeraceae.
AUGCCUUGUAAUCCACUUUUCGGUAAAAAUAGACCCUUACACCGUAAAUUAGUGGUGUUAGGUGACGGCGCUUGUGGUAAAACUUCUCUUUUAAAUGUAUUUACAAGAGGUUAUUUUCCACAGGUAUAUGAACCAACGGUAUUCGAAAAUUAUGUACAUGAUAUAUGGAUUGAUAACCAACAAAUUGAAUUAUCCCUUUGGGAUACAGCAGGCCAAGAAGAAUUUGACCGGUUACGUUCUUUAUCUUAUGCUGAUACACAUGUUGUUAUGUUGUGUUUUGCUGUGGACCAUCGAGACUCACUUGAAAAUAUUGAGUCAAAAUGGAUGUCGGAAAUUACUGAACAUUGUCCAGGUGUCAAGCUUGUCUUGGUUGCCUUAAAAUGUGACCUGAGGGAGGAUAGUAAUAUUAUAAAAAGUAUGCAACGAUAUGGUGACAGGCCGGUUACUUAUGAAGAGGGACUCCAUGUAGCUCAAAAUAUCAAUGCAUCCAGAUAUUUAGAAUGCUCUGCGAAGCACAAUAGAGGCGUACGAGAGGCCUUUGAACAAUCAGCCCGUGUGAGCAUUCACGCAAGACCAAAAGGUGCACCACAUGAUCCAAGCAAUGUGAGAUGCAUAAUACUUUAA